AUGAAUUCUAAACAGCAGACAGUGAGACUAAAUGAUGGUCACUUCAUCCCUGUACUGGGCUUCGGUACCUAUGUACCUCAAGGGGUACCCAAAGCUAAGGCUACAGAAGCCACCAAAAUAGCUAUAGAUACAGGUUUCCGGCAUAUUGAUUCUGCUUUUAUAUAUCAAAAUGAAGAGGAGAUAGGACUGGCCAUCCGAAGCAAGAUUGCAGAAGGCACUGUGAAAAGAGAAGAUAUAUUUUACACAACAAAGCUUUGGUGUACUUUUCACCGUCCAGAACUGGUGCAGCUUUGCUUGGCGCAGUCACUGAAGAAACUCCAGUUCCACUAUGUGGACCUGUACCUCAUUCAUUUCCCAGUGCCUCUGAAGCCAGGAGAAAAUUAUCUUCCAACAGAUGAGAAUGGGCAAUACAUAUUUGACACAGUGGAUCUCUGUGCAAUCUGGAAGGCCAUGGAGAAGUGUAAGGAUGCAGGACUGGCCAAGUCCAUCGGGGUGUCCAACUUUAACCGCAGGCAGCUGGAGAUGAUUCUUAACAUGCCAGGGCUCAAGCACAAGCCUGUAUGCAACCAGGUAGAAUGCCAUCCUUAUCUCAACCAGAGAAAACUUCUGGAUUUCUGCAAGUCAAAAGACAUUGUUAUGGUUGCUUACAGCGCUCUGGGAAGCCAACGAGAACAUAUAGGGGUGAACCAAAAUAUCCCAGUUCUUUUGGAUGAUCCAGUUCUUGGUUCCAUGGCAAAAAAAUACAAGCGAACUCCAGCCCUGAUAGCUCUUCGCUAUCAGCUGCAGCGUGGGAUUGUGGUCCUGGCCAAGAGUUUCACUGAGAAGAGGAUAAAAGAGAACAUGCAGGUUUUUGAUUUUCAGUUGUCUUUGGAGGACAUGAAAGUCAUUGAUGGCCUGAAUAAAAAUGUGCGAUACCAAAGUUUCACAAUGUAA
Messenger RNA from Chionomys nivalis (European snow vole), 933 nucleotides. RefSeq names its product estradiol 17 beta-dehydrogenase 5-like. Gene Ontology annotation, cellular component: cytosol. The transcript has 8 exons. Bases 1 to 933 code for a protein of 310 amino acids. Gene Ontology annotation, molecular function: androsterone dehydrogenase [NAD(P)+] activity; ketosteroid monooxygenase activity; bile acid binding. Gene Ontology annotation, biological process: prostaglandin metabolic process; doxorubicin metabolic process; daunorubicin metabolic process. Lineage: Eukaryota; Metazoa; Chordata; Mammalia; Rodentia; Cricetidae. The record is from RefSeq and is a predicted model, not a curated record.